This is a messenger RNA of Periophthalmus magnuspinnatus, 6727 nucleotides long. It is a transcript of the gene cilp2, whose product is annotated as cartilage intermediate layer protein 2. The transcript is spliced from 10 exons. The record is from RefSeq and is a predicted model, not a curated record. The coding region runs from base 95 to 3826 and encodes 1243 amino acids. NCBI's taxonomy places the organism in Eukaryota, Metazoa, Chordata, Actinopteri, Gobiiformes, Gobiidae.
GUACAUGAGUGAGGACGCAGAGGUAGAACUAGCAUCACCUGUGUUUACAGUGUGCCAGUACUGAUGAAGAUUUGAAUUAUUUAAGAGAAGAAUCAUGUUGGGAUUAAAGGUGGCCCUCGUGCUCUCUGUGCUACUGUCUGUGGGCUUCGGACAAGGAUCAUUGCGGCUCAGACAGCCUUCUGAAGGUGGACGUGUAACCUACAACUCAUAUUCCUAUUCACAGCCAACAGGCGUGACGGAGUGGACGUCCUGGUUUAACAUCGAUCAUCCCGGGGGGAAUGGAGAUUACGAGCGUUUGGAGGCCAUUCGCUUCUAUUACCGAGAGAGAGUGUGUGCACGCCCCACCGCCAUGGAGGUGCGCACCACAGACUGGGUCUCAGCUGCAGAUACUGGAGAAGUGGUGCACUCCAGUCUGGACAAGGGCUUCUGGUGUGUCAACAAGGAGCAGCCCCACGGGAGGGUCUGCUCCAACUACCACGUCCGAUUCCAAUGUCCUCCAGUGCAGAGUUACUGGUCUGACUGGAGUGAGUGGGGUCCAUGUUCCACUUCUAUGUGUAAUGAUGUGGGCAUCCAGACCAGACACAGGAAGUGCCUGAGCAGCCAGCCCAUGCCCCUGCUGCUGGUGCCCGCCUGUCAGGGGCACCACACAGACAGGCGCGAGUGCUCCACCCCUCCAUGCACAGCCAAGUGGAGACCGUGGGGGCCAUGGGGAGCGUGCUCAGUGUCCUGUGGAGGGGGGCGUCGGGUCAGAAGGAGAACUUGUGUCAAGAACUCCCCCACAAUCCAAUGUACGGGACGUCCUGCUGAAAUGCAGAAGUGUGGAAAGAGCCCAUGCCCAGUCAAAUGCCAGAUGUCGUGCUCGGAGGGGCAUCCCAACGAGGACUGCAGUCGCUGUGUGUGUGAUGGCCAUGUCCUGCAUGGAGAGGUCCACAGUGUGACCGGGGUACCAGUGUCUGGAGCCUGGGUGGCACUGUCCAAUCAGCCCAAAGUGAUUCUGGCCCGCUCCAACAACAAGGGGCACUUUAAAGUACCCGGAGUGUGCUCUUCCAGCUCCACUCUGGUCUCUAUACGAAAAGAAAAGUUUGCACCUGUAACGGUCUUGGCUACCAGUAACACAACGGGACGAUCGUGGGUCAAAGCUGUGCUCAAAACUGCAGAAAAGCCAUAUAUUGUGAAGCACCCAGAGGACAAAGUGCGCUACGAGGGUGGACGAGUGCUGCUGUGCUGCAAGGCCACAGGAUCACCAAUGCCUGACAAAUACUACUGGUACCACAAUGGGACUCUGCUCGACAGAAAGGUGUACAAGUACGAGGAGGAUUUGGUGUUACGAGAUCUGAAGCCGGAGCAGUCUGGGCACUAUUACUGCAAAACCAGCAGCUCUGCAGGCAGCAUCAAGUCCUCACCUGCCCUCCUCACUGUCAUUGCUAAAGGGUCACCUGCCUGUAACUCCACCCCUGAGCCACACCUAAUCAGGAUGCCUGUGGACUGCGUUCAACCCGGGACAGACUCCACAUUCUACAACGCCGGCCGCUGCCCUCACAACACCUGUGCAGGAGCCUUGGACUAUGAUCUACGCUGCAGAGAUGGAGCCGGCUUUUGCUGUGCUGUCCAAACUAUGGAGACCCGCACCAUCGACUGUGGCAGCUACAAACUUCCAAUCAAAGCAGUCACCCAGUGCAGCUGUCAGAAAUGUGUGGAACCCACGGUACUAGUCAGGGGCAGAGUCUCCUCAGCCGACAACAAUGAACCGUUAAGAUUUGGGUACAUCUACAUUGGAAAGGAAAGGGUUGGCACUACUGGAUUUCAAGGUGACUUUACCUUACAAAUUACUUCAGACACACAGAGAUUAGUCGUAAACUUUGUCGACCCCACUGAAAAGUUUAUUGACACUCCAAAAGUCUUCAUUUUUGACAAGAAGGGUGGAUCCAUUUACCAUGAUGUCAGAGUGAUGAGAAAGCAAGAGCCUAUCGAUCUCAAUGCAGGGGAAAGCAACACUAUCAACUUAGGAGAAAUUAAAGGAGAAGACCCCAUAGGCCAGUUAGUUAUCCCUGCCAACUCUUUCCACAAGGACAAUGGGGAGGUGUAUGAAGGCACAGUGAAAGCCAGUGUCACAUUUAUUGAUCCAAGAAAUAUUACGACAGCAGCUGCCACUCCGGGCGACCUCAACUUCGUCAGUGAUGAUGGCGACAUGCUGCCCUUGAGAACUUAUGGCAUGUUUUCUGUCGAUUUCCGAGACGAGAGCAAUAGAGACAUCCUGGGGGCGGGAGGUGUCCAAGUACUCCUCGACACUCAACAUGUUAAAAUGCAAGAGCACAUCCCCAAAAUGAAACUGUGGUCCUUGAACCCAGAGACAGGAGUUUGGGAGGAAGAGGGUGAUUUUUCAUACGCCACCACUACUUCUGGACGGAACAAGAGAGAGGAACGUACUUUUCUAAUUGGUAACAUGGAGAUCAGGGAACGUAGACUUUUUAAUUUGGACGUGCCCGAAAACAGAAGAUGCUAUGUCAAAGUUAGGGCCUAUAUGAGUGACAAGUUCCUUCAGAGUGAGCAGUUGGAAGGGGUUGUAAUCAGUCUGAUAAACUUGGAGCCAAAACCUGGAUUCUCCUCUAACCCUCGGGCAUGGGGGCGCUUUGAUAGUGUCAUAACAGGACCUAACGGGGCCUGUUUACCUGCAUUCUGUGACGCACGGACACCUGAUGCCUACACUGCAUAUGUGACAGCCAUGAUGGGAGGAGAGGAGCUGGAAGCAGCCCCAUCGUCUCCAAAAAUGAAUCCAAAUGUCAUUGGAGUGUCCCAACCUUAUCUGAAUAAGUUAAACUACCAGCGUACAGACCAUGACGAUCCUGCACUGAAGAAAACGGCCUUUAAAAUCAACCUGGCAAAACCCAACCAAAACAAUUUCGAUGAGACCAAUGGACCAAUUUAUCCAUACCAGAGUAUGUUAGCGUGUGAGAAUGCACCCUUUGAUGCAAAUCACUUCAGAUUCUUUAGAGUGGAAAAGGAUAAGUAUGAAUACAAUGUUGUCCCAUUUGAAGAAAGUGAUCUAACCACUUGGACUGGGGAUUACCUGUCAUGGUGGCCAAAUCCUCAGGAAUUCAGAGCAUGCUAUAUCAAGGUCAGGAUUAAUGGGCAAAAGGAAGUAAUGGUCCGUUCAAGAAAUUUUGGAGGAACACAUAGGGCCACUGCAGGCAGGCUUUAUGGCAUUAGAGAUAUUCGGAGCACCAGGGACAUGCGGGAGGCUAAUACAUCAGCUGCAUGUCUUGAAUUCAAAUGUAGCGGGAUGUUAUUUGACCAAGCAGCGGUGGAUAGAUCUCUCAUAACUGUGCUUCCUCAAGCCAACUGCCGAAGAACCGUCACCAACAGUCUCCUCCAAGAGUAUCUGAUCAAGCACCCACCAACUGCCCCAAACAAUGAAACGCAUGGAUUCACUAUGCUAGCCCCUGUGGAUCCUCUUGGACACAACUAUGGCAUCUACACCGUCACAGACCAAAAUCCAAAAGUGGCCAAAGAGAUUGCUAUAGGACGCUGUUUUGAUGGCACCUCAGACGGCUAUUCCAGGGAGAUGAAAGCCGAUGCAGGAAUAGCACUGACUUUCCACUGUCCGGAGAGGAAACUUAACAGAGAGAGUCUGUUUCAGCGAUUACAGACCAAUCCAGGCCAAACACUGGCACAGAUGGCCAGAGACAUGAGAGAGAUGGAGGGGGUGCAGGUGCAGAGGUCUCGAGUAGUGGCCUACCCAUCAGAGCAACAGGGCAGGACCCCGAGUCGCAGAGUCACCUCCACAACCCGUAGAAGGAUGAAUAUUCGUGCUUCACAACGGCAGUAAAUACUGUAUCAUGGGUGCCAAACCAAGAAUUAUUAAUGAAGAGAUAAUUUAAUGAGCAUGAACUUUUUUGACAACCGCAAACCAAGGUGCACCAUGUUUUAGUAAGACUGGAGUUGAACUCCCAUACUUGAAUCUUUCUCCAAUGGCUUGCGCUUAUAUAUGCAAUACAGACAAUGCUUCAUUUUGUAUUUUUUUCUCCAUAAAACGAAAGUACUUAAUUAAAAUGUGUUCCCUCAAGUAAAAUCAGUCUAUGACCUUAUUCACAGGUCACAAAUCAGUACUUCAAAGAACAAAUAAGCCAACAACUUUGGAGACUCUUAAUUAGCGAAGUUUUCCCAACAGACUUCUUUUGACCAACACACCCAGAGAACUGGGGAUGUUUUUGUAAACUCCUUCAUGUUGUUUAUUAUUGAGCAGUAUUACCCUCUGCAACUCAGCCAAACAUCCCUCCACACCUCCGUCCAAUGUGCCAAGACCAAGGCUUUCGCCAACAGGAGCAUGAUUCACUCUUAAACUGAAAUGAUUUUCAAUAUGACAUAAUUUCCACUCCUCCACACAUUCCCAAUUAGCACCAAAACUUUUCAGUCAUGUUGGUGAAUGCCUCUCUUUCUCCGAAACAUUUACAGGGGCUGUUUCAGAAUGUAAAUAUACUUGUUUCUAGUGCAAUAAUUAAUACUAAUUUGACUGGACGUGUCCUGAACAUUUCCUGAAGGUCAGUCUUCACAGCAGAUGAAAGGUGCAACUUGUGAAUCAUCAAACCAGACUUUUAUAAUGCUUUGCAAGCAACAUGAUGGAGUGUUAAUUAUUAUCAUUUUAGUUUUGUUUUUUGUUGUUUUUUCAACAGUUACCAUAAAUUACAUUUUGGCAUAUGUUGCUCAAUCAGUGUCUAAUAACAUUUUUGCUUUGUACCAUUUUAGUCAUGUUUUUGCUUUAAAUGAAGAGAUGGAAGUGUUCCAUCCAUGGCUUAACAGCUUAAGCAAUGAUAUUUUAUGUGCUAAAUGACAAGAAGCAUAUACAUCAUUUUGUCUGCAACUGCAAUACAAAAUUCAGUGUUUAUGGCAUAAAUUAUGUCUGAAAGCCAAUAAGUUUUGUGAUGCCACUUGCAGAAUUGUUUAUCUGCAAAAAUAGCCACUUUCAGACCCCAGGGAGAAACUCUUCAAGCUGAACUAAUCCAAAGCCAAAUGAGGUUGACCAUGGUCCAUGGAGAAACCAGGAGUGGCUAACAAGUAAAUAUAAGCUUGCAAUUAAUUAAAAAAUAAAUGCCACAAUCUCUGGAGUGCUAUUAGAAGUGACGCACACAUGUUCAUUUUGUACCAAGACCUAAGAAAACCGGGUGCAACUUUUAGCCCCAUUGCUUCCUGACCAUUGUACAAUCCCUUCAAUACAGCUAUAUUAUAAUUUUAAAUGUAUACAUAUGGCUUAUACUUUCCUUCACAAAAUCUUUAUUUAAGAUAAGACAACUAUGCAUCCUAGUUUGAGCCCUCUAUGGAUGGCACCAUUAUCCAUAACCUUUUUAAUCUUGGGCAUUCAAAUACAUAUAAUUCAGUUGUCAGAUGAAAAUAACAUGUCUUGGGCUUAUUGCUUUGAGUGAAAAGGUGAUUGAAUCCAGGUGUAGCAUGAGAUAAGUCCGAUUAUGGAAGCAGUGCCAUGUGAGGUGAGCUGAAGAGGCCUGACAGCUGUGAAGCAACUGGGAGGAAGUGUUGAGCAAAAACAAGAUUGGCCACUGAUUUAAGGCACAGUUUGGUUAAUUAGUAAGGUAAAUAUGUAGAAAAAUAUUAGUUGGUUGUGAAGUGAGACUUUGGUCAUGGAAGAACGCAAUUUUGAUUUCACAGAAGUUUUGGUUCAUUGUGAAAUUAUCAGGGGAGUUUGAAGGACAAGGUAACAAUAACAGUGUGAGUAAAGUGUUAUGUAAUCUUUGCAUGGGAAAGAAGUGGGGUUCUCUCUGAACAGUUACUCUGUCAUCUGGGGAACUUCAAACAAGAUUUUGGUGAUGUUUGGUUUAAUGAUUUAUGAAGGAGAUCCCAGUCCUUUCAAACAAGGGGAGGGGUUUCAGGAAAUUACAAGAUAAAUUAUACGAGACUUUUCUUGCUGUCUUUUUCCUGCAUUUUUGUAACUCCAAGUACUUCAAGUGUCAACAAACAUCAAAUAUAUAAAUGCCAUAGUGAUGCUGACAUUCCAGGAAUGUCAGGAACCAUUCGUGUAGAAGCCUUGUUAUGAAUUAUUACAUUUAGACUAAAGCCUAAAUUUGUGUCACUGUGUGUAGAGAUAAAUUGUUUACUCAAAUAUGCAAUGAAGUCAUUGUGGCUAAUAUAUGUUCCUAUUGAGGCAAAAAACAAAUCAACUUUGAUAUGAUGUCAAAAUAUAACUGUCAGAUAACACAUUAUAAAAUCAGUUUUACUCUAAAUGUGUCAGAAAUAUUUUCCAUCAACAUCCAUGUUUUAUUAUUAUGAUACAGAUUGGUUUAGUUGCAGGGAUGCUCCUUAUAAAAAUCAUCAUGUGUGCCAUUUUUCUGCAUUCAUGUCACUUCAGGAAUUGGCCUUGUAAUUCAAAUACCAUUUUGAUUUUGUAUAGAAAACAAUAUUAAUACAUUAGUAAAACUAGUCUAAUGCAUUUUCUCAUCUGUGCUCUCAGGGAGACAAUAACUGCUAACUUAUUCAAGAGGUCAUUCUCAAACUUCCUGGAGUGUCCACAGAGUUGUAUAUUUACCACUAUGCUCCAGGAAAGCACCCUGAAGAAUUACAUAAUCUAAAUCAGACAAUUUAGAAGUAGCCUGGAGUAUUGCACAUUGAUGCCUUCUGUUUUGCCUGAGUUGUGGUUUUGUAAAUUGUGUAUUGAAUGAAAUCUACUAUAAUUGUAUGGACAAGGCGUGUAAAUAAAGAAAUUACUUGAUGUAAACUAAAA